Messenger RNA from Lobosporangium transversale, 1164 nucleotides. Its product is annotated as Sodium/calcium exchanger protein-domain-containing protein. The transcript has 4 exons. Gene Ontology annotation, molecular function: calcium:proton antiporter activity. Gene Ontology annotation, biological process: calcium ion transmembrane transport; intracellular calcium ion homeostasis. The record is from RefSeq and is a predicted model, not a curated record. Gene Ontology annotation, cellular component: fungal-type vacuole membrane. Bases 1 to 1164 code for a protein of 387 amino acids. NCBI's taxonomy places the organism in Eukaryota, Fungi, Mortierellomycota, Mortierellomycetes, Mortierellales, Mortierellaceae.
AUGCUUGGAAGGCAGGUUACUAUCCGGUCGGCGCGAUCUUUACGUGGAGUGCUUCCAAGAAACGGUAUUAUCCUUGGCUCGGAUUCUGGAGAAUACGAUCACCCUAAGAUGUCUUUGUUUGAAUGUGUCAAGACUAUCUUAUUCGCUACUAGGAUCAAUGUGUUGUUGAUAUUCAUAUUUCUGGGGAUCAUGGCAGUCAAGUUGAACUGGGCACCAGAAACAGUUUUUCUCCUAAACUUCAUUGCUAUCAUCCCUUUGGCUAAACUACUUGGAUACGCAACGGAGGAAAUUUCAAUGAGACUGGGAGAGAAUCUCGGAGCACUACUAAAUGCCUCUUUUGGAAAUGCCAUUGAGCUGAUUUUGUCAGUUAUUGCUUUAAAGGAAGGCAAGAUUGAUGUUGUGCUUGGGUUCUGCUUUGUUUUUGGAGGUUAUUAUUAUCAAUCGCAAAAAUUCAAUCAAACCGCUGCCCAGAUGUCGGCCUCACUACUUUCGCUCGCUUGUAUGUCUUUGUUAGUCCCGGCUGCAUUCGUGGCCGCUACCGACGAAGCUGAUCAGACACAUAGUAUCCAAAUCUUAUCAGAAGGAACCUCAAUCGUGCUCCUGGCUGUCUAUGUCUUAUACCUGGUUUUCCAACUCAAGACUCAUACUCACCUCUAUGUAAAUGAAAAUGAGGAAGAAGAGGAAGCUGUACUUCCACUCUGGGCAGGAAUCGCCUUACUCUUAGUGGUUACUUUUGUAGUUGCGCUUUGUGCAGAGUACUUGGUAGGAUCCAUCGAAGGACUUUCUGAGUCAUGGGGUACAAGUCCUACAUUUAUCGGUCUGAUUCUGCUACCUAUUGUUGGCAACGCAGCAGAGCAUGUCACGGCCGUCACAGUGGCCGUGAAGAAUAAGAUGGACUUGGCUAUUGGUGUUGCUAUUGGAUCAUCAAUGCAGAUUGCAUUGUUUGUCACACCACUCAUUGUCAUCAUUGGCUGGAUCAUCGGUCAACCCAUGACCCUUUUUUUCAACACGUUUGAGACUUGCGUUCUGUUUGUCUCAGUCUUGAUCGUCAACUAUCUCAUACAGGACGGCGAGUCAAACUGGUUAGAAGGCGUCAUGUUGCUUAGCACAUAUAUAGUUAUUGCAAUUGCCUUCUAUGUUUAUCCUGCAACGCCACAUCAUUAG